AUGCUGAGCAUCUCCUGCUCCCAUUGCUCGACGCUCCGCCCAGCGGUGACGAGACUUCGAGUGAACAUCGUCCGCUGGGCCCGAGAGCCUCGGAAUAUUAUUGAUUCUCUAUCUAUCACCUUGACCGCGUCCAACAAGCACAAGCGCACCCUCCCGAGUCGCCCAUGGAGUGUGCACCCCUCCGUCGACGGCCCCCUAGACUCGCUUGCAUAUUACCGACCUUCCCUUACCCUGUUGCGCAGUCAGCAAGAGCGUCAGCCAGGCGACGAGGACAGCGCCCACACUCUCACCAUCCACUCGUCUUCUCCCAUAGCCAUCCGCCUCAUCAAUCGGCAAGCCAGCGACCACCCAACGAGCGGAUCGCCCCACGCAUUCCGACUGAGCACGUCGAUUGCGGAUGGCAGGCGAAUUCUGCUUCGCUGCUGCCUGCUCGCGGUAGGAUUCACGGGCAGAGGUAUUCAGAACCGCAGCGAACCCGACGAAGUUCUCGGGGUCAUUGAGGUGCGUAAAUACGUGGACUUUCUGAGACUCCCGAGCCGCCGGAGGCACGCGCGGGGCUACUACAGCGAAGGACGCGAUAUCAUGAGAUACAAGACGCAGCUGCCGAUGCGAUGGGCUGACUCGCGAGAGGCUGGUCACACAAUGGGUGACCGACCGCUUCGUGACACGAGUCCGUUACGCUGUCUCCACGCCCCUCCCCUUUUGCUCUGGGGAGGGGAGACCAUGCCGGUAAAAUACAUCGAUUCUGGCCCGUUCAGGCAUCGUGCAUACGUUGCAGACGCCAUGCAAGCCGGUCGUCCGGGCCUUUCAAAUCCACUUUUAACAAUAGCCCACCGCAAUCUGAAUGUCGAGCACAUCGUUCAGGACUACAUCUCGAGAAUCGCCUCAAACUUCUCAUUCGAUUGA
Schizophyllum commune H4-8 is the source of this 906-nucleotide messenger RNA. RefSeq lists its product as uncharacterized. Lineage: Eukaryota; Fungi; Basidiomycota; Agaricomycetes; Agaricales; Schizophyllaceae. The record is from RefSeq and is a predicted model, not a curated record. Bases 1 to 906 code for a protein of 301 amino acids. The transcript is spliced from 12 exons.